AUGACGCUAGAUUCAUCCUCACCACCACAACCCCAAGAUUCUCUCUACACGUGGAAUAACAUUCUUUUCGAACGAUGGCUUGCAGGCAUGCCCAAGGGGUGUUUACCAGAAGCAAGCCAGCAGCGUUUGCACAACGCCGUGGGGUUAUUUCCUUUACCAAUAUUUCAUUUUCCGAGUGCAGCGCUCUUGUUGGACGGCGGUGAAGAAGCCCUGAGUCUGUCCUCAGCCGCUUCGAAGACAACGUCGAAGCAUCUUGAUGCGUCACUCAGUGUGGGAGACGAAACCAAAGACGAAACUAUAGCUGCAAAUGAUGUGAGCACAGUCGUCGCACCACUGGCUGCCUCGCCUUUUGGUUUUGCCAGCACUGCUGCCUUUCAUAACCGAUUGCGGGAGAAGGUCGAUGGCGGUAAUAUGAGGGCUGUAGUGGAAAGGCGUUGCCAUGGAUUUUCCUGCGAAGGGGAAUUUCCGACCAUAUCUACCUCAUCGCGAGCGGGACCAAAUACGGGCUCUGUGCAGGUGCAAAGAAAGCGGUUGAGACAGCCUUCCUCGCCAAAGCUAUUUCAGACCGAGCUACAACCUGGCGGCCUUGAUCUCCGCACACGAGGGGGAUCUGCUAAGUCCAACAUGCGGACACCUAUCGCCGGAGACCAGAGGCAGGACCCCAGGCCCCAUACCGUAGGGCCAUUGGCUACUCGUAUUAAGGAAAACGACGAUGUAUUGAGUGAGUUACUUCUUGGGGACGUAUCAAUCUCCUCUGUCGCAGAUACCUCACCCCUUCCGUCGCAAUUGCACUCGAGCUCGGCCGCUACUACCGCUGUUUGCCAGAAACCCGUGACCGCGAGCGGUAUACCACAAACGUUACCCCUUUCUUUCAAUUCAGAAACUCUAAAUGGGCUACGGAGCCGGUGCGCAGCCAACGGUCUGCUUACUUCUGGAACUAAAAGUGACCUCUAUCAUCGGUUAAUGUUGUUCCAGGAGCGACAAGAGCGGGAUCUCUGCGUGCAGCCCCCGCGCCAGCCCACAAACAUGACCCUUCCAAGCUCAGUAGCUUCGCCCAUUAGCGGUGGCUACUCUACAGGCCCGCCUGAGAAGCGGUCGCCAUCGCCGUCGCCGCCUCCACGUUUCCCUUCAUUUUCUCACCCUUCGGACGCUUCAUCAGAUCUCCCGCAGCUAAGGGAGAUUUCGAAUGGAUUGAUUUCAGCCGGAAGGGAGGGCUUAUCGCUGUCGCUGUCGUCUCCUCCGCCCAAACGAACCGUUUUCCGAUAUCGCUCUGGUAUCAGCGAGCCGCUGCCGUCUAAUGACGAAGCUGGCGGGACUUCUCUGGGCUUGGGGGAUUUAGAGAACACGUGGGGGCCCAAGCUUUCUGUCUCAUCGCGCGACGCCGCGAUCCCAGAGAGGGGUUUACCACCGUGCCGACACGUUGUCCCGACGCCCGAUCUUUUCAUUAAGGAGUUGCUUAAUGACUCAGAGCGAUCGGCCCGUCUCCGGCCACUUGCACGUGACAAGACUAAGAAACUCGGUAUCCUGCCUGGUGAAGCGAUGUCUCCGGGGGGGUCCACUGCGGGAAAGCCGGUGGUGACGGAAGCGCCAAAGUGGCAGUGGCUGGUGGACACCCGUGAGCGAGUCCGAGGCAAACAUGAAAGUAUGCUUGCGCUGCUUGAACGACAGCACGUAUCGUGCGCAUCAUGUAUGCUACCCUGUGGGGACUUUAUGCUGAACGUCGACGUAGGUGCGUGUAGAGCUGAAGGAAACGUUUCUCAGUACCAAUGCAGUGGCUUUCUUCAGAGCAGCAAUACUACUAAUGCCAAUGACAAUACAGCAUCAGCUGUGCAACAGGACUCAACACAGCCGAUGUCGCUUCAGUCCCUGCCGCUGUAUCCGCACCUGUGUUCAUUUGUAGUCGAACGCAAGACAGCGGCUGAUCUUGAUGCUAGUAUUAAAAGCACUCGCUACCUUGAGCAGCGCCACUUGCUGAUUCAGUCGCGCUUCCAACUUGUUGUCUGGUUGAUUGAAGGCUCAGAGAUAUCCACUGGCAGAGGGCACCGCAGUAAUGGUGCGUCUCGCACCGUUAAUGCGGGCAAUUCUCAUCUUAGCCAUACCCAACCUCCCCUUCAACGUGCAAAUCGACAAUCCGAUAAUGAGGGGGUUAGUGAAGAAGGAAUUGAGUGCGGUCUAAUAGACAAGCGCGAUGGCCCUUGCGGGAUUGAGGCUGCCUUUUCUAGCCUCGUUCCUGAAGGACAGCGGCGUGUGCAUUCGGCCUGCAUGUCGCUCUCUCACCAGAUAGGCUUUUGUGUCGUGCGCACCCGGACUGUCCAGGAAAGUGUAACCUUCCUAAAACAGUUAGGCGCAGCCAUGGCUCAACAGGUCGCCAGUACCCUGGCUAUGGGGUCCCCAUUGGUUCCAAGUAAUUUCUGCACCAUACCGCGAUUACCUUAUUCAAAGCGUGCUAUCGAUGAUACAGAACCAUCUCACUCAUCCUUUCCUUCGUUACUACCAACUAUGGCGUGUUUGCGGCGUCUUCAGAAGCUACAAAAGUCAUUGCGUGCUGAAACUGCCUUUCCACGCAUGCUUAUGUGCAUCCGUGGCUGCUCCUUUGCACUAGCACAAACGUUGUUCAAUAAAUACGGCAGCUUCUACGGUCUCUGGAGGGUGCUUCAGGAGCGUGGUGCCUUGGCCUGCGACAUGGACGAUGAUAUUGUGAAGUUAUCCGUGCCUCAGAGAAAGGUGUUCGUACUUCUUAGUGAAUUUCUGAUGGCUAAAGAAUAUUUCUAA
This is a messenger RNA of Phytomonas sp. EM1, 2772 nucleotides long. NCBI's taxonomy places the organism in Eukaryota, Euglenozoa, Kinetoplastea, Trypanosomatida, Trypanosomatidae. The record is from the annotation of a GenBank genome assembly.